Molecule: messenger RNA, 2506 nt
Organism: Pelagomonas calceolata
Lineage: Eukaryota; Pelagophyceae; Pelagomonadales; Pelagomonadaceae
Source: the annotation of a GenBank genome assembly
CCGGCGGCAUCCCGGCACAAAGAGUCCGGACAGCGAUGCGCAUUUUAGCAUUGCACGGCUCGGCCCAGACGUCCACACUCUUCGAGCAGCGGCUAGGACCGCUCAUCAAGCGCCUUGGUGCCAGGCAGCACCAGAUUACGUGCAUCGACGCGCCGCAUGCGCUGCCGCUGCGCGACGGCCAGGAAACGUCGCUGGGCUGGUGGCGCGAGGACGGCACGGGCCUCGAGGAGUCGCUUGACGUCGUCGACGCGGCCUGGCGCGCCGGACGCUACGACGCGCUGAUCGGCUUUUCCUCAGGAGGCGCCUGCGCGUUCGCGGUGGCCAAUCGCCUGCCAGGCCUCAAGGCGCUGAUCAUUGCCGGCGCGCCGCGGCGGACCGAGGCCGCGCCGCCGCCCUGCUCGACGCUCCUGGUCGCGGGCCGCAACGACAAGCUGGUCCCGCGCGACGAGACGCUCGCGCUCGCGCCCGGCGCGCAAACACACGUCCACGAACUGGGCCACAGCCUGCCGUGCCGCGCGCGAGACGUCGACGUGUACGUGUCGUUCCUGGAACGCGCGGUCCGCGGAGACGAACACGCGGAGACGGCCGCGGCCCGCGAUGAGGAGCUCGAGGCCCUGGAGGCGAUAUUUUCGGACGACUUCCAGCGGGACCGCACGCGUGUCAGGCUCGACCGAGGCCCCUUCCCCGGCGACAUCUACCUGGCGUUCGAGAUGCGCGGCAGUUACCCGGCGGCGGGCGGCGCGCUGCGGCUGACGGUCGUGUCCGAUGCGCUGUCGCUCGCCGAGCUGCCGCAGCGCGCGUCACGGUCGAUCGCGCGCGCGGCGGCGGCGGCCGUGAAGGACGACCUGGAGGCGGGCGAGCCCUGCGUCAUGUCCGCGGUUCAGGCUGCAAACGAUUACAUCGCCGACUACGACCCGGAGGCGGACGACGAGCCUGCCGCGGGGGACGACGAAGACGCCGCGACGGCGUCGGACAAUGACGAGGAGAAUGGCGAGGAGGGCGUCGACGCUGCCAUUUCGUCGGCCGAGAUAUCGGCCUAUCGCGCGGCCGCGAAGGAGGUACUGCGGCGGCGGGAGGAGGCGGCAACGACCGUGGCGCCGCCGUCCAAGCACCGCGGCGAAUUCGAGGUGGUCGUCGGCGUCGUCGGCAAGCCCUCGGCGGGCAAGAGCACCUUCUUCAACGCCGUCACGCGCGCGACGGGCGCCCUCGCCGCCAAGGUCGCCGCCUAUCCCUUCACGACCAUCGACCCGAACGUGCGCGAGGGCUUGUACGGAGUCCUCGACCCGGAUCCGGCCCUUGCGCUCGGACGGCCCCUCUCGGCCUGCCCGCCGCACGGCCGCGACGCGCAGGGCCGGAGGCUGCUGCCAGUGCUCCUCAAGGACGUGGCCGGGCUCGUGCCGGGCGCCUACGCGGGCAAGGGCAAGGGCAAUAGAUUCCUCAACGACUUGUGCGACGCCGACGCGCUGGUCUACGUCUGUGUGGAAAUCAAGCAGUGCACCGAUGGCGUGGAGGUCGACGCGACGAUUCAGUAGGCGCCGUGAAAUGUUGAUUUUCUUCACAGGUCCAUGUGGUAGACGCCUCGGCGGAGACCGACGCGGGUGGCGCGGCCAUCAAUUCCGAAGACGCGGCCUCGGAUGCGCUGGCCUUCGAGAUCUCGUGGGUGCGCGAGGAGCUCCACCGGUGGAUCGCCGGCAACGUCGCGAGCAAGUGGCGCUCGGUCGUGCGGCUGGCGCGCCUCGACCGCGACGGGAUGCUCGCGCUCGAUCGUCUUCUCGACCUCUUCAACGGCUAUCGCGCCUCGAACGCGACCGCGCGCCGCGCGCUCGAAGUCGCGGGCCUUGAGAAGGAGCGAAACAUCAGCGGCUGGGGCAAGGAUCAGCUGCACCGCCUCGUCGCCGCUUUCCUGGAGGUGCGGUUCCCGACGGUCGUCGCACUUAAUAAAUGCGAUAGGCCGUCGGCAAAGCAGCGGGUGACCGAGCUGCUCGCCGACGGCGCUGCCGGAGAUGAUUUGGUGCCGUGCUGCGCCCGCGUCGAGGCGGCGCUCGUCGUGGCGCGCGCGAACGGUUCUCUCGCCUACGAGGACGGCGCGGGCGCGUUCAAUGGCGACGGUCCGGCGGGUGCGGCCGACUACCUGACGGAAUGGGGCACCACUGGAGUCCUCGACGCCAUCUCGCGCGCCGUCGCCGGCGCCAGGCCCGUCCACGCCUACCCGGUCGCCGACCUCGGGUCGCUCCGGGGCGCUCUCUCGCCAGGGCCGCUCGCGACUUGCCUCGCGUUCCGGCGCGGGGCGACCGUCGAGGACGUCUUCAUCGCGCUCAAGCGCCGCGGCGGCGGCGGCGACUUCGUCCGAGCCGACGCCCUGAGCGCGGACGGGUCGAAGCGGCGCCAGGCAAAGCCCAAGGACCCGCUCGGCGCCGACACCGCGGUGCUCAAGGUGUCGUCGAACCGGAAGGCCGCGUGGCAGCAGCAGAGUGGUCCUGCUUGAUGUUUCGUGUUUACUAGUAAC